This is a messenger RNA of Aspergillus luchuensis, 1359 nucleotides long. RefSeq names its product putative MFS sugar transporter. Gene Ontology annotation, biological process: carbohydrate transport; transmembrane transport. The transcript has 5 exons. Gene Ontology annotation, molecular function: carbohydrate:proton symporter activity. The coding region runs from base 1 to 1359 and encodes 452 amino acids. The record is from RefSeq and is a predicted model, not a curated record. Gene Ontology annotation, cellular component: membrane. NCBI's taxonomy places the organism in Eukaryota, Fungi, Ascomycota, Eurotiomycetes, Eurotiales, Aspergillaceae.
AUGGGGACGUUCGGGUCUCAGACCAGUACCUAUAAUAGGCUGGUCACUAUAUUUGUUGCCGUUGGUUCCAUGACAUACGGUUACUGCUCUUCAAUUAUCUCAAGCACGAUCGGUCAGCCAGGAUGGUUUACAUACUUCAAUCUUCCUCAGGAGGGCGAGCCGGGAUAUGCCUCAAUAACGACCCCUGCUAUAUCUACAGCGAAUGGCGUCUUCAGUGCUGGAGGUGCGGUUGGGACGCUCUUCAUAAUGUGGUCGUGUGAUUAUUUUGGUCGGAAACUUAAUAUCCAGUUGGGGGCUUUCUUCUCGAUGUUCGGAGGAGCACUUCAAGGAGGUUCUAAUUCACUCAAGUACGCCUUGAUUUACCCCCCACCACUCUACUGCACAUGCCCUUGGCUAACUCUACCUAGAAUGUUUCAAGCUGGGCGAUUUGUCUGCGGCCUCGGAAUUGGUAUCCUUGUGACUGUGUGUCCAAUGUACCUUUCCGAGAUGUCUAGUGCCUUCCGUCGUGGUUGGCUUGUUGGCCAUCAUGCCAUCUUUCUCGUUUUCGGUUACAUGCUUGCCGGCUGGGUAGGCUAUGCCUGCUACUUUGCUGAAAAUAAGAUCGGUACAUUUGGCUGGCGGUUCCCACUUUGUCUACAGUGCUUGCCACCUCUCGUCCUGCUGCUAGGAUCGCCUUGGCUCCCUCGCUCUCCACGUUGGCUGAUCAGUAAGGGAAAGCAUGAGGAAGCUAAACUGGUCCUUGAGCGACUUCGCAGAUCCCCAGACGAUCCUAACAACCUGGUUGCUAAGGAAGAAUACUUCCAAACUGCCGAGCAGAUCCGUCUUGAAGGGGAGCGACUGUCUGCCUAUGGAAAUGUGUGGAACGCAGUUUUGAAGAAGAAGUCGUACAGGAAGCGUAUGGCUAUCGGCUUUCUGACCCAAUGGGGAGCUGAAUUCGGCGGACCUCUGAUCAUCAACAACUAUGCCGUUCUUCUAUACACCAACCUUGGAGAAACCGGCGGAAUGCCACUGCUCCUCAGUGCGGUCUGGCUGACAACUGCUGGUGUCAUUUACAACCCUCUUGGUGCCUGGCUUCACGACAAGGUCAAUUCUCGUCGAAAAAUGUACAUUACAGGUUUUGUCGGGAUUAUUGUUACCACAUCUUGCUUGGCUGCCAUGACCGCACAAUACGCGGGCACCACGAACCGGGUUGGUAACGGGUUUGGCAUUCUGUUUAUGUACCUUUACCUUGCAUUCCAAGGAACUUUCUGUGAUACAACGAUGUAUCUCUAUGUGUCUGAGAUUUUCCCUACUGAGAUUCGCCCGAUUGGCAUGGGAUUCUCCCUAUUUGGACAGUUCGCCGGUAAGAAACUGUUCUGA